AUGCAAGAAGGGCAGAAAGGUCUUCCUAAGGGGUGUAAUGUAGUCAUCGCAUCCCGUAAAUUUAAUAGAUUAAAAUCUGCUGCAGACGAGUUGAGGGCCAGUCUGCCUUCCGGCAGUGAGGUUCAAGUUACUCCGAUACAGUGCAACAUCCGUAAAGAAGAGGAGGUGAAUAAUCUGAUCAAAACUACCUUAGAACUUCAUGGUAAGAUCAAUUUCUUGGUAAACAAUGGAGGAGGGCAGUUCCUGUCUCUGGCUGAGCACAUCACUUCAAAAGGAUGGCAUGCUGUCGUUGAAACCAACUUGACGGGUACCUUCUACAUGUGCAAAGCAGCUUACAACUCCUGGAUGAAAGAGCACGGAGGAUCUAUUGUCAAUAUCACUGUGCUUUCUAAAAAUGGAUUUCCGACAGCUGCGCAUAGUGGAGCUGCAAGAGAAGGUGUUUACAACCUCACCAAAACCUUAGCUUUGGAGUGGGCCAGCAGUGGAGUAAGGAUCAAUUGUGUUGCGCCUGGAUCAAUUUAUUCCCAGUCUGCUUUUGACAACUAUGGUGAGUUGGCAAGUGAUCUGUUUCCCAGGCUGUUUCACAAAAUACCAGCUAAAAGACUUGGAGUUCCUGAGGAGAUCUCCUCCCUCGUCUGCUUCCUGCUCUCUCCUGGAGCGUCCUUUAUCACCGGACAGUUGAUAGACGUGGAUGGGGGUCAGUCUCUGUACACUUACUGGUGGGAGAUACCAGAUCAUGACAACUGGCCUGAAGGAGUAGGGGACCUUUCCGUGGUCAAAAGGAUGAAGGCAUCUUAUAAGGAAAAAGCUAAACUCUAAACUAAGGAAACAAGGAGGUGUCCUUUGUCCUCAAGUGCCUUAACAUCUUGAAAACGUACUUUUGUAUUUUAUAGCUUAUCAUUGGUACGGAAACACUACUUUCUGCUUUUUUAAUGUUAUCAAUUAUAUCUAUGCAAUUAUAUCAAUUAUAUCUAUGUAUUUUUGAAUCCUAAUCAAUGCCUUUUCACCUGUGAGUAAAAAAAAUUUUUUUAGGAAUGGAAGUUAACAUACUUUAUGAUUAUACUCUUUAUUUCUAAGAAAAGUAUUUGAAAAAUGAAAUUAAAUUAAUAAUAAUUAGAGAUGUCAUGAACUCCCAGACAUCAUUAUUUAAUUAUAAAAGUAGACAAUGAACCUAAAUUGCACAUAAUUAUGAUUACUACAGCUAGAAUUAUACAGUGACUGAUUUGGAGUGGCAAGUACUUUGGGGUCAAUAAAACUUUAUUAUCAAUUUGUAGUUUUUGUUCAUGAAGUCAAAUUUUGAAUAAAGCCUUUUAAUUCACAAGAAAAAUAAAAUACAUGUGGCAUUUA
Messenger RNA from Choloepus didactylus (southern two-toed sloth), 1347 nucleotides. It is a transcript of the gene PECR, whose product is annotated as peroxisomal trans-2-enoyl-CoA reductase. The record is from RefSeq and is a predicted model, not a curated record. Bases 1 to 819 code for a protein of 272 amino acids. NCBI's taxonomy places the organism in Eukaryota, Metazoa, Chordata, Mammalia, Pilosa, Megalonychidae. Gene Ontology annotation, molecular function: trans-2-enoyl-CoA reductase (NADPH) activity. Gene Ontology annotation, cellular component: peroxisome. Gene Ontology annotation, biological process: phytol metabolic process. The transcript has 8 exons.